AUGCCACGGGAAACCAACCGCGGACGACUGCGAUCGCACGAGGCUUGUCUUAAUUGCCGGUGCAGUGUCACUCUGUCGCCUGUGUGCCCUUCAUCACGGAAGAAGACGCGAUGUCCGGCCGAGAAACCGUCCUGCUCCAGCUGUGUCCGCCUAAACCAGACAUGUCUAUACACCACCGUGCCGCGAGGCUCACGCAGCGGUCCCUCGGCCGACCGAUUGGCCUACUUGGAGGAAAAGGUGAGAAACGGCCCGCCACGGUCCGCCAUCAGCUUCGCUCCGUCAGUUAACCUCGUGUCUUCUUUUCUCCUUAGACCAGCCCAGGACCAUCCCACAAACGGCGGCGCCAAUGACGUACCAGACACUGCGUAUUCCGCUGCCUCGUGCCCUUCGUCCGAGCCGAAUAAUUUCAAUGACCCAUUUCUCUUAGGUUUUGGGUUAGAUGACUCUAGGUUGCACUCGUCCUCGCGACUAGCCCAGGCCAUCGAUCUCUAUUUCCAAUAUUGCCACCGACAACCAAUCUGGUGCUUCGACCGCGAAGAGGUCAAGGAUCCCAGCUAUGUCUCAGAAGAGCUCGCAUGUAGUAUUAUCACCUUAACUUCCCGCUUUUCACAAGAUCGGGAAGAAAUGCUCCAUUAUGGUGACAGCGCCCGGACCUUGGUCAUGCUGCGCAUCGCCAAUGGUACCGUCGAGCUUGAAACUAUUGAGAGCUUGUGUUUGCUCUCCUACUCGUCCUUCCUCGAUGGAAAUAUACAGUUGGGACGAUUUCACCUGGGUCUCGCGCUUCAAUUAUGCCGAUCAUCGAUGCUGGACCUCGAUGCAACAUACGGGAUCGAUUGCCCCGCGGCCGAGCGCAAGAAGAGGCUCUUCUGGAGUCUGCAAUCACUCGAGCAAUCAUACGGCCAAAUAAACGGGAUUUUGAGCGUGCCAUCCGAAGUCUUGCGCUCGUUCUACGUGUCCACGGGUGAUGACCCUCAGGCGCAAAGAAAGCUCGACCCCAAGCCACCCCCACUGCCGCAUGACGAAAUUGGGUGCACCGGGCCUGAAGAUACCGGCAUUUGGAGUCUCGCUUUGCAUUUCGGAUGGGUAUGGAGCAGGGUCCGGACGUAUCUAUAUGACUGCGCCCAGAGCAAGUUGCGAGAGCCCUGGCGGCACGACUCGAUGUACGCGAUGGUGCUCUCGGACCUAACCGAGCUGGAGAACAAGCUCUCCCUGUGCCAUCGAUACGACUCCGUCAAAUUCUACGAGCGCCGAUCGGACGAACUCCGGCAUAAUCGCGAAUACUGGGCACCGUGGCUCAAGCUGCAAUUCACCUAUCAUUCGAUCUUGACCGUACUGAAUCAUCCAUUCCUCUACAUUGUGGCAUCGCAGUAUAAUCACAACCUCACCAUCCCUAAUACCUUUUGGCGUCGAUCGUCGGAAGUGGUCCUUCUACAUGCCACCUGGAUUGUGCGCAUGAUCGACAUGGUGUCGGAAAAGAAGAUGCGACUGAUCGACCCGUUCUUUGGACAUGCCGCUGCGAUCGCCGCCACCGUGCAUCUGUAUUAUUGCUGCGCUGCUGACCCUCGGCUAAAAUACAAAUCCAAGACCGACUUUGCUAAAUGCAGGCGAUUUUUGAAAAGCUUUGUCUCUUUCUCUCCUUCUUGUGAAUCUCUCGAUCGAACGCUCGACAAGAUGACACACAUCGCAUCGGGCUCCGAAAAGGUGGACUUCGAUUGGGAACCUUCAAAGAUCCAUCUCAGCAUCCCGCUGAUGUGGGAGUUGCUCCAGGUCAACUUGACACCCAGUUCGCUUGACAUGUCCACCGCCGGCUUACUGCAUCCGUCACUCACGCCUGCAGUGUUCCCCGAGGAGAUGGAGGCUCCCGCCUCCACCCUCGAAAUCAUCGUGGCCAUGUCGCCCAACAUUACCGUCAACACGGCCGAUGGAGGCUCAGCGGCCCAUAUGCCGCCGAAUAUGCCGCACCUGGCAUCCGCGCCGGCCUCCCCCACCAGCUCGGCCAUGGGAGAUAAGCUGGUGGCACCCGCAGACAGUCUCAUGGCGAAUACUCCGUGGCUCUGGGCGGACCCGUCACAAUUUGUCGAUAUGGAGAAUCUCGGAUAUCCCGAGUCGGAAUCUACCCUGGGCAAUGUUGAAGGCUUUUCCACUUGGUGGGACUUUGGCAACUUAUAA
Molecule: messenger RNA, 2169 nt
Organism: Penicillium argentinense
Lineage: Eukaryota; Fungi; Ascomycota; Eurotiomycetes; Eurotiales; Aspergillaceae
Product: putative C6 transcription factor
Exons: 6
Coding region: 1-2169 (722 amino acids)
Biological process (GO): regulation of DNA-templated transcription; DNA-templated transcription
Cellular component (GO): nucleus
Molecular function (GO): DNA-binding transcription factor activity, RNA polymerase II-specific; DNA binding; zinc ion binding
Source: RefSeq, a predicted model, not a curated record